AUGUCGGCACAGUCCGCCCUAGACUCAUCGGCGGAAACGUCCUCGUCACUAAAGGACAGCAGAUUCGACGCCGUACUCGACACUGCCGACAGCGGCGGCGGUGGAAUCUGGAGCCGCAUGGGUGAGGCGACGGGUGAGUGCGCGGCGGUGUGCUGCUGCUGUCCGUGCACAGUGAUGCACCUCUUCAUCCUCGCCGUCUUCCGCCUCCCCGCCGCCCUCUGGAGGAGGAAGAAGAAGGCGAGGAGAAGAAGGCUGCUGAGGAAGAAGAUGAAAUGUCCGCCUCUGGAGAAGGCGAAUCAGCAGAAAUUGGAGGACGGCGGCGAUUGCAGGGGGAAAAACGACGCCGUUGAGUGGGAUAGUGAGAUGUGGGAACUUUUUUAUGGGGGUGGGUUCUGGAGGAGCGCUUCUCAGAGGGACAAGGAAAAAAUGAUUAUUGAGAUUAAGGGUAUAAUUACACCCACCUCCCUGAGGUAA
Erythranthe guttata (spotted monkey flower) is the source of this 474-nucleotide messenger RNA. RefSeq lists its product as uncharacterized. The record is from RefSeq and is a predicted model, not a curated record. NCBI's taxonomy places the organism in Eukaryota, Viridiplantae, Streptophyta, Magnoliopsida, Lamiales, Phrymaceae.